This is a messenger RNA of Chanos chanos (milkfish), 690 nucleotides long. Its product is annotated as CD276 antigen homolog. The transcript is spliced from 4 exons. Gene Ontology annotation, cellular component: external side of plasma membrane. Gene Ontology annotation, biological process: positive regulation of T cell proliferation; immune response; cellular response to lipopolysaccharide. Lineage: Eukaryota; Metazoa; Chordata; Actinopteri; Gonorynchiformes; Chanidae. The record is from RefSeq and is a predicted model, not a curated record. The coding region runs from base 1 to 690 and encodes 229 amino acids.
AUGGUGUACCAUCACAGCAAGAACUUAAGCACCAUCGCGCAUUACCAUAACAGAACCAGUUUGAUCCUGCCGCCAAACAGGAAGAACUGUGCUCUACUCCUCUCCAGUGUGCGUGUCUCAGAUGAUGGAACAUACACGUGUUACUAUCAAAACUCACCCCUUCUGUAUUCUUCUGUAUCACUGCAGGUGUUUGCAAAGUACACUGUGCAGUGUAUUUACCGUAAUCCCAGUUCUGGACUAUUCUACUGUGAGGCAUCUGGAGGAUAUCCUGAAGGCAGGAUACAGUGGAAACUGAGAGGGCAACCUUUGUCUCAGCCUUCUGUCACCCUCAGCAAUAAAGACCACCAUACAGGCCUCUAUUAUAUGAACAGCUCUCUCAUAAUCAAUGUCACUGACCUGGACGCUCUUACGUGUGUGGUGGAAAAUCCAAGAGAUCGCGUUAUUGUUCAGAAGUGCGGCGGUGCAGACGGCAAACCAGACAUGCAGUCUGCAGGUCCAGAGAUCCCUCAGGUCAAAGCUCUUACAGGGGUUGUCCUGGCAUUGUUUGUGCUCUGUGCUGUGCCUCUAAUAGUUAAAUAUUACAAAGAACAUCAGACUCACAAACCACAGGAUGAUGAAUUACAGCAACAGAAUGACUUGCUGGAGAACCAGAGGAACAAGAAGUCGCACAUACAAAAUAUACACGCUUAG